This is a messenger RNA of Culex pipiens pallens (northern house mosquito), 1232 nucleotides long. RefSeq names its product baculoviral IAP repeat-containing protein 7-like. Gene Ontology annotation, cellular component: nucleus; cytoplasm. NCBI's taxonomy places the organism in Eukaryota, Metazoa, Arthropoda, Insecta, Diptera, Culicidae. Gene Ontology annotation, molecular function: ubiquitin protein ligase activity; cysteine-type endopeptidase inhibitor activity involved in apoptotic process. Gene Ontology annotation, biological process: positive regulation of protein ubiquitination; regulation of cell cycle; negative regulation of apoptotic process. The transcript has a single exon. Bases 244 to 726 code for a protein of 160 amino acids. The record is from RefSeq and is a predicted model, not a curated record.
AUCUCGUUUCAAAAUCACCGUGAUGAUAUCAUUGUUUAAUUAAAGACAUUUGAGUCAUCAAGUAGCAACACUGUGUAAUCGCGUAUUUGUUUGCGUAUUCCUAUCCAACCGAACGAGAGAUAAGAUUUAGCGUAGACAUUGAAAGUCAAAAUUUCUUCGCAGUCAACAAACUGUAGCCGUAAGAACAAGUUACCGGUUUGAGAGUGGAGUACUACAUAUUCGCGAUAAUAACUUCAAAACGCGAUGAGUCAAUACGAAUUCGACGACGACAAAGAAUCGGAGCAGGACUUUGAUCCUCACUUGGAUCGUUCAAAACUGCACGCCCAGUUCCAGCAGUUCAACGGAAUUCGUAGCCGCAUGUCGUCCUUCGAUACAAUAUCCGAGUGGCUCGGACCCAAGGUGACUCUGAUGGCGGAGGCCGGAUUCUUCCACACCGGAUUCCGGGAUAUGGUCCAGUGUUUCUACUGUGGGCUUCGGAUGGGCGCGUGGCAUCAGCACGAAAAUGCCUGGUUUUUGCACACCGUGUAUUUGAAUGACAGGAGCUGUGACUAUGUGAACCACAUGAUGGGCAAACGAUACCUUAGUUACGUGAAAGAGUCGAAACGCAGACCGAGUUUGGUGGAACGCAGGUGGUGCUUUGACGCGGAACGGAACGGCGUCGACGAUUGGGUUCCCUGUGCGGACAAGGUGGGCUGUGCGCUGUGCCAGUGGGAGGAGAGUGGAUGACGCUGGUAGGGCUGAAUUGAUAAGAUGUUAUGUAGGCGUUAGUGCAUGAGAUAACGGUAAUAACCUAAAAAUUACUGUACAGUAGUUGUUCGGUAACUGGGCUGAUUUUUAACUGGGCGCUCGAUAACUGGGCCGUAGCCCAGUUAAAAAGCAGACAAAUGUCAAAAAACAAAAACAAACCAAAAUGACCGAGUGGUUAAUGGAUGCAAAAAUCAUAUUCAAUAAAUAAGUUUUUUCAAACUUUUGAUUAAUUUCAAGUUACAAUUAAAGAAAUAUGAAAAGUAAGCAUUGUAAAUAAAUUUGAGUAACUUUUAUUUUUAUACUUCAUCUGGAAAAUAUGCAUCGGUGGUCUCCUUGUUAUGUUUUGUUCAGCCCAGUCAACGAGCAACAUUCGGUGACUGGGCUACGUUCUCAGCCCAGUUACCGAACAACUACUGUAUUUUGUUUUGGAUAUUUAUGUAGUAUUUUGUUGCGAGUGUAAUUAAAAUAUAGGUAUCUUAUCAAAA